GUUUUGCUGAACCUUUCUUGGGUAUAUUUGAAUUAUCUUUCAGAAAAGAAAGGAGAAAAAAGAAAAGUUGAAAACUGAAAAUGACAAACCGUCUUGAACCAAAGUCAAAGAAGACAAAAUCAAGAAAGAACAAGAUAGUCAUUGAUGAGAACGCACCUUUGUUACCUAAGACUCAGGAGACUGAUGCUGAAGGGUUUAAUGAUUUCAAUGGAGCUUCAUUUUCUGGGGCUGUUUUCAACUUAUCCACAACAAUUAUUGGUGCUGGGAUCAUGGGGUUGCCAGCAUGUGUGAAAAAGCUGGGGAUGGUGCCUGGUCUUAUUGCAAUAAUCUUAACAGCUUUGUUGACUGCAAAGUCAAUUGAGUUCAUGAUUAGGAUUUCCAAGGCAGGAAAUAUUUCUUCGUACGGAAAUUUAGUGGGCGAUGCCUUUGGCAAAUUUGGAAAAGCUGUGUUGCAGAUAUGUGUCAUAGUCAACAACAUUGGAAUGCUGAUCAUUUACAUGAUUAUUAUUGGUGAUGUGAUUUCUGGAACAUCUUCAAGUGGAACUCACCAUUCCGGUGUUCUUGAAGGAUGGUUUGGAGUUCAUUGGUGGACUGGACGUACAUUUGUUCUCCUUUUUACAACACUUGCUGUGUUUGCACCUUUGGCCUGCUUCAAGCGAAUUGAUUCUUUGAGAUACACUUCUGCAUUAUCAUUUGGACUAGCAGUUGUUUUCCUUGUCAUUGCUGUGGGAAUUUCAAUCUUCAAGAUUGUAAUUGGAGGCAUUGAGAUGCCUAGGCUCUUUCCAAUCAUUACUGAUGUAACGUCCAUUAUUGAACUCUUCACUGUAGCACCUGUGGUUGUGACAGCGUAUCUAUGCCACUUCAAUGUACACCCCAUAGAAAAUGAACUUGAGGACUCAUCACAAAUACAUGGGAUUGUGCGUACUUCCCUUGCUCUAUGCUCUUCAGUGUACUUAAUAACAAGCUUCUUUGGUUUCCUCCUAUUUGGUGAAGAAACACUUGAUGAUGUGCUUGCCAAUUUUGACACUGAUCUUGGAAUUCCUUUUGGUUAUGUGCUUAAUGAUGCCGUUCGUUUUAGCUAUGCUGGACAUCUUCUGCUUGUAUUUCCUGUUGUCUUCUAUGCAUUAAGAAUCAACAUAGAUGAUCUCAUAUUUUCUUCAUCAAGGCCACUGGUUCUAGAUAACUUCAGAUUUGCAUCAAUUACCAUUGCCCUUAUUGGUGUUAUCUUCCUGGGAGCAAAUUUCAUACCCAGCAUUUGGGAUAUUUUCCAGUUCACUGGAGCAACAGCUGCUGCAUUUUUAGCAUUCAUAUUUCCAGCUGCCAUCACUCUUAGGGAUCGGUACAACAUUGCAACCAAGAAAGACAAGAUCCUAUCUGUCUUUAUGUUAGUUCUUGCAGUCUUUUCGAAUGCUAUGGCUAUAUACAGUAAUGCCUCUGCCAUUAUCAAGAAGAAUAUAGCAUAACACGAAUGAUUUCUUGAAAAUUUCUUUAGAAGCUCUCAUUUCAGGUAAGUUCGUACUUUCAGAUGAAAGAGUGGCAGGGUUAUUGGCCUACAAGAAAAAUAAUUUUUUCUAGAAGGGUCUGAUGAGUUGAUUGUAAAAUAAACAAAGAAGCUACGCUCUGUACAGUUAUGCUUCAGAAGUGUGUAAAGGCCUGCAAUAUGCUCAAUCCCCUUGGUAACGUGUUGUUUGUAGCUUGCAUCAUAAAUGUCCCUAGAAAUAGACAUUUUGGGCAC
Abrus precatorius (Indian licorice) is the source of this 1735-nucleotide messenger RNA. Its product is annotated as amino acid transporter AVT6A-like. The record is from RefSeq and is a predicted model, not a curated record. Gene Ontology annotation, biological process: amino acid transmembrane transport. NCBI's taxonomy places the organism in Eukaryota, Viridiplantae, Streptophyta, Magnoliopsida, Fabales, Fabaceae. The transcript has 6 exons. Bases 81 to 1463 code for a protein of 460 amino acids. Gene Ontology annotation, molecular function: amino acid transmembrane transporter activity.